UCGGAAGUGAGUGUGCUCCUUCUUCAUUUCCAUAUGGGAAAAAAAGUAGACCUAAAUACCACUUUUCCUUACACGAGCACCCCGUGAAGCUCUGGUAGCUGGAUGCCUAUGCCUCCCUCCAUGCUAUCUCUCCCCUCUUCAAUCCCCACCCAGAAUGUCAACCAACAUCAAUUACGACGACCCCCUAUUAGGUAACAUCAUUGAUAAUUUGAUUGACCAAACCCUCUACUCGAAGGGCAUACAGACCACGCUUCGUCAUGAGACACCGCUGAUGAAGGUGUACGGCAUCAAGUUCGACUUUACUCACCCAGAGGCCGAUCGCGACUACAUCGACAGCCCAUAUCAGUCACUCUUCAUAGCUGUUAAAGCAGUCUUGGCACUUGCUAAUACAGAUGCCUUCACUCGAGUAUUCUCCCUCUGUGGAAUCCAUGAGGAACACUGCAAAGGCCCGUUCCCCCCAAUCGAGAAGAUUAUGUUAGAGAAUCGCUCGUCCAUCUACCAUUUUCGUGCCCUUGGGAACCUCUCCCAGCGAUUAGUUAUUGUCCCAGAGAUACUCUUGGACGGAGUAUUCGCAGAACUAGAUGACGUUGAUAAAACAGAGACAGCAGAGUCUUGA
Molecule: messenger RNA, 616 nt
Organism: Aspergillus neoniger CBS 115656
Lineage: Eukaryota; Fungi; Ascomycota; Eurotiomycetes; Eurotiales; Aspergillaceae
Exons: 2
Coding region: 155-616 (153 amino acids)
Source: RefSeq, a predicted model, not a curated record